AUGGCUGGAAAAAUUUGGUUGAAGUUUAUUCUUAAGAAAUGGAAUUGGGAGGUUUUUGGUGAUCUAAGAAUCAAAGUUAAAACCACAGAGGAGGUUGUUCUUGCUGCUUCAUUGGAAUCAGAAGAUGAUCCUGAGAACAUUGUUCUAUUAGAUAAAUUAGUAACUGCAAGGGGGAUGCAUGAACUGCCUGCUCAGCAGUAUAAUGAGUUAAUGAGAAGUAAAUCAAGAGUAAAGUGGGUGCAGGAGGGUGGAGCAAACACUGCUUUUUUCUAUGCAAACUUAAGAAUUAGAAAAGCACAGAAUAAUAUAAAUGAAUUGGAGAAUGCAAAUGGCAAUCUAUUUACCACUCAAGACCAAAUUGUUGAUACUAUUGUGACUUAUUAUAAGAAGAAAUUUGAAGAGAAGCAAGUGGAGUUUUUGGAAGAGUUAUUUGAGGCUAUACCAAAAAAUUUAACUGAUGAGGAUAAUUUUUUUCUAGAUGCUAUUCCUAGUCAAAUGGAAAUUAAGGAUGCAGUUUUUGGAAUGGGUGCAAACAGUGCUCCUGGGCCACAUGGAUUCCCUGGUAGUUUUUAUGGAUUUGCAUGGACAAUGGUGGGGACUGAGUUAGUGGAAGGCUGGAAGCCAUACAAUACUGCUGGACAAACAGAUUCAUACCAAAAGGCUUUAAUUCUAAUUUCUUAUUCCUCUUGA
Papaver somniferum (opium poppy) is the source of this 690-nucleotide messenger RNA. RefSeq lists its product as uncharacterized. The coding region runs from base 1 to 690 and encodes 229 amino acids. NCBI's taxonomy places the organism in Eukaryota, Viridiplantae, Streptophyta, Magnoliopsida, Ranunculales, Papaveraceae. The record is from RefSeq and is a predicted model, not a curated record. The transcript has 2 exons.